AUUUAAAUACACAUAUGCACUUAGAUAUAAUAUUCAAACUUCCUUGUCAAAUUUAAGCAGUAAAUAUAAACGGAAGGUGAAAUGAAUAUCAGUAUUUUUGUUAUAUUUGCUGUGAUUAUAGCAGUCAAAGCAUGGCCAUGUGUAUCACCAAUCAGAAAAGUAUUCAGUCGUGUCAACACCGAUACUCUUCUUCAAUUCUCUGCUGACCUUACAAAUUUGAUUGCACCAAGAGUGUUUGACGUCAAGUUUUUUGACGGUAGUUUUAAGGCUAGAAUAACAUACUAUCCAGACAGGAGUCCUACAACUGAUGUAUUACCAGGUCUCGGUACAGCUGUUGAUAGAGAUGGUGAUGUAGUUCUUUUACUACCUAAUAUCCAACAUAAUGAUACAGGCGUUUAUAUAUUGACAACUGCAGGAAUUUCUUCAAAAUGCAACUGUUUAUACAUGUUAGGUAUCCCCAGAAAGCCAACAGUGACAGUGAAUAAAACACCAUCUGUAGGAGAAAGUGCAAUUUUAACAUGUAGUAGCACAUCAACUACUAUACCCAGCAACCACAGCCUCAGUUUGAAAUACUCAUGGAGAGUUAACAACAUAGAGAAUCCGGCUGGUACGAAAUACUCAUACACGACAAGUAAGGAUAAACUAACUGUAUCAAACAUUUUGAAGGAAGAUGCAAAUAUACAGUUUACAUGUUCAGCUACAGAAGAUGUUACUGAUGGAUACACAUCAAACAGCAGUGAACUAUUUUCAUUUGACGUGCAUUAUGGUCCGGAUUUGGUCAGUGUUAACGUAACAUCACCAUAUGUUUUGACUGAAGGGGAGAAAAUGUCAAUAGAAUGUACAGUUGACUGUAAUCCUAGGUGUACCUAUACAUGGACAAAUGUUACAAGUGGCGAAGUAAUCAAUUCUAAAAAUGAUAAAUUAUAUAUCGAAUCAGUUGAUAAAUAUAUGAUAGGAGAUUACCAAUGCAAAGCUGAAAACACCGACUCCUCGUAUUCCAAAUCUGCUGAUGCUAUUGUCAGUGUCAAUAUAAAAGAACGAACACAGGUGAAAUUGUUUUAUGUUGGCAACAACGUUAGUCAGUCAAUGAUGACCAUCCAGGAGAAUAAUGUUGAUAUCAGAUUUACAUGUGAAGUCAGUGGGGACCCUGCUGUGAAUAUCAAAGUGAUAUUUAAUGACGAGAUUUUAAAAGAACAAGCCAAUACAAAUUCUUUGAUAUAUACCAUCGACACAGCGUCUUGCCUUAAUAGUGGCGAAUAUAAAUGUGAAACAAGAAAUCAGAAAAAAGAAAUCUCACACAGAUACGUAUCACUGUUUGUCAGAUGUUCACCACGCCCACUUCGUAAGACCGAAGAGAAUAUCACAAGUUUACUAGGUACACCUGUUAAAUUGACAUUCGUUGCGCUAGCAUAUCCUGAGCCAGGUCCGGAUGGAUUUACUUGGUUCAAAGAGAUAGGAUCAAGAUGGACUCAAGUUUUAAGCAAUGAAGAUUAUAAACUUUCUUCGUCCGGUCUAGAAAGCAAUCUUACAAUUAUAAGCGUUUCAAAAAUUGAUUAUGGGCAAUACCGUGUGUCUGUCGAGAACAGCAUUGGUUCUUAUAACCAAUAUAUCUUCCUUGUGAGACAAGAUUUACAUAAUAUUAGUUCGGAAGUCAGCCAAGAAGAAUGUAAUUGUGGUAGUAUACUGGCAAUUGCUAUAGUCUGCGGAGUCCUCACUGUAAUUGUAACAACUUAUGCUGCAUCAAUUACAAUUUUAUGGAGAAGAAAUGUCUCAAUCAAUAAGAAAAGAAGAACAACAGUUACUAAGAAUGACAAAGACAGUGUGGUCGGCUCAACUCAACAACAAAUAGUAUCACGCAUGCAAAUCAGUGACAAAAAAGUGGGCUGGUAUCUGAUGAAUAACACCAUCAAAAUACAAUGGGAUGAUAAAUGGCAGUUAUGUGUAACAG
Messenger RNA from Ruditapes philippinarum (Manila clam), 1948 nucleotides. RefSeq names its product CD166 antigen-like. Gene Ontology annotation, molecular function: cell adhesion molecule binding. The record is from RefSeq and is a predicted model, not a curated record. The annotation marks the transcript as partial. NCBI's taxonomy places the organism in Eukaryota, Metazoa, Mollusca, Bivalvia, Venerida, Veneridae. The transcript is spliced from 9 exons. Gene Ontology annotation, biological process: cell-cell adhesion. Gene Ontology annotation, cellular component: cell-cell junction.